This is a messenger RNA of Oryza sativa Japonica Group (Japanese rice), 3828 nucleotides long. Its product is annotated as G-type lectin S-receptor-like serine/threonine-protein kinase LECRK3. The record is from RefSeq and is a predicted model, not a curated record. NCBI's taxonomy places the organism in Eukaryota, Viridiplantae, Streptophyta, Magnoliopsida, Poales, Poaceae. Gene Ontology annotation, biological process: protein phosphorylation. Gene Ontology annotation, molecular function: ATP binding; protein serine/threonine kinase activity.
AAUGGCGAAAAUAUUGUACAUCACACAAGCGUAUUCUCACACGAAUUUGUAAUCGUUCCAGCGGCACGCGCUGCCGCCUCCAUUUCCCACGCUACCGGCACCGCCCACCGCCGGACUUCCUCACCCGCGGCUCCGGCGGCGCCACCGCCCACCGCCGGACUUCCACCGCCCGCCCAAUGGUAUGAUGUGUAGAUGUAGUCCGGAUACGUGCAGCGGGAGCGCGGGCGGAGCUGGAGUAUGGCCAAUCUAGAGGGCAAAGGGAGGUAAAUUAAGGAUCUGGUAAUUGGAACGAUCCCCAUUCCUGCAGACUCAUAGUGUGAUUCAUUGAAUCAAGCUAACAAACUGACUGAAAAUUACCUCAUCAGUGCUGAGUCUAGAUCAUAACUAACUUUAUACAGAAAACAUUGAGUUGUACAACAUGUAUGAUGUAUCUGUAUCAACUUGUUCAAUCUCGGUUAACUGGAACCAAUUUAUGAAAAGGUGGUUAUCACUUCCCUUAAUCUCUGCUCAGGUUGUUGUUUUCACCAUUUUCCUUACUGUAGAUCACUUGGUGUUGUGCAUUCCCGUUCUUUCUGUAUGAUGAUCAAUUUUUUAGACUAAACUCAGGUCCAAGUCUCCCAAGUCCACUAAAGACUUGACUAAUAAGUCCAUCCACAAUUUCUUUCUGUCAGUUUCCUUGACUGUCAAAAUACUACUCCCUCUGUCCCUAAAUAUUUGACGCCGUUGACUUUUUUAAACAUGUUGGACCGUUCGUCUUAUUCAAAAAAUUUAAGUAAUUAUUAAUUCUUUUCCUAUCAUUUGAUUCAUUGUUAAAUAUACUACUACUACUCAAGUUUUUUAAUAAUAUUCACAAAAGUUUUUUAAUAAGACGAACGGUCAAACAUGUUUAAAGGAGUUAACGGUGUCAAAUAUUUAAGGACGGUGGGAGUAGUAUUCAGUAGUUUACACUUCACAGGGUCUAACAAAAGCCAUUCCCUGCUUAGAAUUGCCAGUAGGUUUCUUCAGCAUACAAUUACUAUCUCAUCUCAAGGAACUGCAGUAGACUCUUCCACCUGGACAAUGUUCCCACAUAUUCUCUUCCUAUCCCUGCUGCUCUUGGUUCCUGAAGACCCCAAUUUUGCCGCUGGAGCUUCAGCCAAUGAGUCAUUCAUUACUUUGGGAUCCUCUAUCAACACAAGCAGCACCCAGUACUGGUCCUCCUCUUCAGGCCGCUUUGCGUUCGGCUUCUAUCCCAACGGCGAAGGCUUUUCUAUUGGGGUGUGGCUUGUGAUUGGUGUGUCAAGGACAAUUGUGUGGACUGCCAACCGUGAUGAGCCCCCAAUUGCUGGUGGUUCUAUCAUAUUUGGGCAUGGUGGUGCGCUCCAAUGGUCACGAACUCCAUCAACUCCAGGUAGCCAACUGAACCCCAUAUCUGACAGUUCUACACCUGCUGCCUCUGCUGCCAUGUUGAACACCGGCAACUUUGUACUGUAUGAUAUGAACAGACAGGUCAUAUGGUCUACUUUCAGUUUUCCGACAGACACAUUGUUGGCAGGUCAGAACUUGCGUCCAGGCAGAUUUCUUCUUUCAGGUGUCUCUCAGAGUAAUCAUGCCAGUGGCAAGUAUAGGCUUGAGAACCAACAAGAUGGCAAUCUUGUGAUGUACCCAACAGGCACCAUUGACUCUGGUAGUGCGUACUGGUCUACCUGGACUUUCAACAUGGGCCUCCUCCUCACGCUUUCCUUAGAUCCUAAUGGUACCAUAUGGAUGUUCGACAGGAAAAACUCCUAUACAAAGAUACUGUUCCAUGCCAACCAGCCUUCCAAUGCCUCCCCUGAUAUGGAAAUUUACUAUCGUCUGACAUUUGAUCCCGACGGCAUCCUACGACUCUACUCACAUGUUUUCUUUAAGCUUGGCAGGGCACCUACAACAGAGGUUGAGUGGCUUGAGCCUGGCAGUGAUCGCUGCCUUGUGAAAGGUGUUUGUGGUCCGAAUAGCUUCUGCCAUCUCACCGUGACUGGAGAGACAAGCUGCUCUUGCCUUCCUGGUUUUGAAUUCUUGAGCACUAACCAGAGCACACUUGGUUGUUGGAGAGCAUUGCCAACCGGUGGCUGCGUGAGGAACAGCUCUAACGAUGAGACGAGAGUGACAACCACGAUGGUCGAAGUGAAGAACACUACUUGGUUAGAGAACCCGUAUGCUGUUCUACCAGCCACAACUAGUAUUGAAGCCUGCAAACUACUUUGCCUCUCCGAUUGUGCUUGCGAUAUCGCCAUGUUUAGUGAUUCCUACUGCUCAAAACAGAUGCUUCCCAUUAGAUAUGGCAGGAUGCCUGGUAACACCACACUCUUUGUGAAGAUCUACACUUACCAGACCAUAUCCGGUACUCGCCAAAGGGCUAUGAGUAUCCAUGCAAAUUCUGCAUUGAUAUCAGGGGUUUCCUUGGCCAUCUUUUCUCUGUUUGUGCUAUUAGUGGCAUCUCUAUUACUUAUCUGCAGGCAUCGGCGAUCAUUGGCGCACAUGACGAUGACGGCACCACGGCAAGAGGACUCCAGGAUUGAUGGGAACAUUGUUGGCCUCAGAUCCUAUUCUUUCCAGGAACUAGAUUUGGCAACAAAUGGUUUCGGCGAAGAGCUUGGCAAGGGGGCAUACGGGACAGUAUUCAAAGGUGUCGUGGCCGACACCAACCAGGACAUCGCUGUGAAGAGGCUCGAAAAGAUGGCUGAGGAUGGGCAGCGUGAAUUUAACAGGGAAGUGCGUGUGAUUGCAAGAACACACCACCGGAACCUGCUGCGAUUGCUUGGUUUCUGCAAUGAGGGCAUUCAUCACCUGCUUGUGUAUGAGUACAUGCCAAAUGGAUCCCUGGCAAACCUCCUCUUUCACUCAGAUGCCUCCCCUGCCUGGAGCAAGAGGGUUGCAAUUGCACUAGAUGUUGCCAGAGGGUUGCAAUACCUGCAUUCAGAGAUAGAGGGCCCAAUAAUCCACUGCGAUAUCAAGCCAGAGAACAUACUCAUUGACAGUUUGGGGAUAGCUAAGAUUGCUGACUUUGGGCUAGCAAAGCUACUGAUUGGGAACCAAACAAAGACAUUCACCGGCAUCCGAGGAACCCGGGGCUAUCUAGCACCGGAGUGGAGCAAGAACAGAGCAAUCACCGUGAAGGCAGACGUGUACAGCUACGGGAUCAUGCUUCUGGAGGUCAUAAGCUGUAAGAAAAGCAUGGAUCUGAAGCGGGCUGGGGAGGAGUACAACAUUUCCGAGUGGGCAUAUGAGUGUGUGAUGUUUGGUGAUGCUGGCAAGGUGGCAGAUGGUGUCGACGAAGCUGAGCUGGUGAGAAUGGUGAACGUCGGCAUUUGGUGCACACAGAGUGAACCUGUGAUGCGACCAGCGAUGAAGAGUGUUGCUCUUAUGAUUGAAGGUGCCAUCGAAGUUCACCAGCCCCCACCCCCUGCAUCAUAUUCGCAGUCACUAACAUGAGCUGCAAGCAUAAUUCUGAAAAAAUGAUGAAGUUUGCUUGAAGCGCUGCAAAGUACAGCAAGGGUCGUCCGUCUAUCACCAGUUCAAAUACAUGAGCUUGCAUCAUGGAACACCCUGAAAAUUGACAACCAAGUCUUUUACAUUAUGCAGCUAUAAGUUUUACAUUUUGAUCGGUAGAAUGCUAUGGAUGGCAUAAGUACAGGAACGGUCCUAGCAGAUGCUGUUAUGCUAGAAGUCUAAUAGAUCAUUUCAGUGCAGGAAAAUAUAUGAUGAAUCAUGUACUCUGUUUCUGAUAUGGAAUAAAGUUUAUGAGUUCUAAAAAAAAAGUACAGGAACGGAAAUCCAUUUUCGUCUGCGAUGGAGCCUUGAUUUUUA